Molecule: messenger RNA, 1492 nt
Organism: Argentina anserina (silverweed cinquefoil)
Lineage: Eukaryota; Viridiplantae; Streptophyta; Magnoliopsida; Rosales; Rosaceae
Exons: 13
Coding region: 83-1477 (464 amino acids)
Source: RefSeq, a predicted model, not a curated record
CCGGUAUCUUUUGUGUGGCGUAGGCAGGGUAUAGUACAAAUGAUACUGAUAUAUGCCUGACAUGUUAUAAUUUGUUAUCUACAUGGUAAAUCUUGUUUGCUCUUGGGAAUCUCAGUCUAGGAAGUCUACACUGAACAGGCAAAAACAAUAUUUUGAACAAAGAAGGCGACAGCAACAGCAUCAGCAGCAAACAAAUGGGAUAGAGAGCUAUGCAUAUACACAACCAGCUGAGAAACAUGACAAAGAACAUCAGUCAUUGGAUAUUCUCAGUUUACUUAACUUGUCAAAGGUAUCCCAAGGACAGAAAUCUGCUUGUGCCAAUGGAAGGGAAGACAUAAAAGCUAAGGCUUCCAGAGUGAAGUAUGAUCACUUAGUGGAUCCACAAACAAUUGCUCCAAAGAAGGCUGCUCCUCCCACUUCUGCUCAAUUUAACAAAACAAGAGCUGAAUCAGGCUUUGAUUUGGAGGUUGCAUCUCCAAUAGAGGCUAUCACUACUGCUCCUGAUAAUCAAAGAAAGUCUUUCAAUGAAAUGUAUUCUAACCCACAUAACUUGAAGACACCUGUCGAGCAGCUUUCAGAGUCUUGUGUACUUGAUUUUUUCGGCAAUGAUGGAUUGGAGGAUGAUUACGUUGAAGGAAGUCCAGUCCAUGAAGCUCAUGUUGCAUUUUCAGUUGAAGGUUUGGGAAAAGUGGGAAUGGAAACGCCAGUCCAUUCACCGAAACAGGCUGGAAGGACCUUCUCCUAUGAUUGCUCCUCGCCAUUGCUUGGUGCAAGCAAAGUGAGCUCAUUUAAGAACUUGAAGCGUCUGGAUGAUAUUGAAAUUGGAAUGGACACAGUAAUGCAAGAUGUCUCUAUGCCCCUUACUAGCAGUUGUUUAGAGUUCUCUAUGGAUUUGAUUCAUUCAUUCAGUAAUCCAAAGAACAAAUUCUCCACUUGCAGUGAUUGCAAUCAAUUUGAUAGUCAUGAUAGUAAUUUUCAAACAUAUUAUGGAAGCAGAAGAAUGUUUGAUGAAAUUGAAAACAGCUGCAAAGAUAGAUGGAAUGGUAGGUCUAGCUUCCUUGAGGAAGACUCUUUUAAUGAAUGGGAACAUGAUUUAUCACUGAAGAGGCCAAGUGUUGUGAACCAUAGAUCUGUUGAUAAUAUGAUGCAUGGAGAGUAUGGGAUGUCAGAUUUCACUUUUGAAGAACCAUUUUCACCAACGAGGUUUUGUUCAAGUAUAACAGACAAGUUCAACAUCUUAGAGUCACCAGCAAAUUUGAGGCACCAAGUAUUAGAGAAUGAUCUUGAUUUUAUGAUAUCCAAUGGACAGAGACAGCAUACACGGGGAAUGAAUUUUGAUUUUCAAGGUGUAGCAAGCAGGCGUGAUUGGUCUUGCUUUGCAACUGAAUAUGAUAGGGAUAAUACCAGCCUGCUCAGGUAUAGAGUGGCAAUGACCUUUUGUUUUCACAUUGAUUUUGUACCCCACCUAUAUGGUUGACUCGUGUAUCAUUAC